This is a messenger RNA of Pseudonaja textilis, 1345 nucleotides long. The record is from RefSeq and is a predicted model, not a curated record. NCBI's taxonomy places the organism in Eukaryota, Metazoa, Chordata, Lepidosauria, Squamata, Elapidae.
CCCAGGCGCCUCCCGCUUUCUUCUCUCUCCCCCCUGCAGCGCGGGGGCGCCCUGAAGAAGGGGCCCUACGCCAAGGCCAUGCUGGGUAUGAAACUGGUGCUGCCCUACCAGUUGAAGUCCCUCGACUGGGAUGCCGAGCACCUGAGCAACCGGCAGCAGUGCUACUGCUACUGCGGGGGCCCCGGCGAGUGGAACCUCAAAAUGCUGCAGUGCUGCCACUGUGGCCAGUGGUUCCACGAGGCCUGCACCCAGUGCCUGAGCAAGCCCCUCCUCUACGGGGACAGGUUCUACGUCUUUGAAUGCUGCGCCUGCACUCAGGGUCCUGAGAGCGUCCGGCGCCUGGCUCUGCGUUGGGUGGACGUGGCCCACCUGAUCCUGUAUCACCUGAGCAUCUGCUGCAAGAAGAAAUACUUCGACUUUGAGCGCGAGAUCUUGCCUUUCGCCAGCGAGAACUGGGACAGCCUCCUGCUGGGGGAGCUCUCCGAGACGCCCAAAGGGGAACGCUACAACCAGCUGCUGAGCGCCCUGACUAGCCACAAGGACAGGUUCAUCUCCGGGAAGGAAAUCAAGAAGCGGAAGGGGCUCUUCGGGCUGCACCUGCGAGUCCCGCCCCCUGCCCCCCACGUCCCCGAGGGCCCCGGGGGGCCUCCCCCCUUCUCCGAGAGCAGCUUGCUUUCAGGGCAGGGCAGGCGUGGGUUGGGGCCGCAGCCCAGGAGGGAGAGGCGCCAUCGCCCGAAGGCCCCCGGGGCAGCCUUGAGCACCACGGAGCAGCACAGCGCCAGGGAGAGGGAGCGGCUGACGAGGGCCCUCACUCAGGAGCUGGUGCAGAGCCCGGUCAGUCCUAACCAGAGCUACGGCGGCUACGGCGGCACGUGCAGCGCCUACAACUUCCGCCGCACCGAUGCCCGCUGUCAGGACAGCGCUCCGAUCCGGAUGUUCGCCUCCUUCCACCCCUCGGCCAACACCGCAGGGGCCUUGAGCAGAAACGGUGAGGCCCCCCUUGAACCUUGCGUGGCAGCCGCCCCCACCGCCGCAGAGCAGCAGAGUCCGGAGCGCCCUGCCCCCGCCUUCCUGCCCUGCCCGACGCCUCCCCUCAAGCGCCAAGCCCCGCCCCCCGCCCCCGCUGUGCCCCCCGCCCUCUGCGCCCCGGCCAGCAGCAGCUACUUUGGGGCGAUGGGCCGGCUGGCGCGGGGGGAGGCCGUCCGCAUCCUGGCCCGACGCAUCGCCACGGACGGCAGCGUCCAGUACCUGGUGGAGUGGGACGGGCGAGGCAUGUUCUAGGUCCCCUCCCCCACUUUCCACAGAAGGGAGGGUAGCCGGGAAAGGGACCCUGGCCGGAGGACCC